Aspergillus nomiae NRRL 13137 is the source of this 576-nucleotide messenger RNA. Its product is annotated as F-box domain protein. NCBI's taxonomy places the organism in Eukaryota, Fungi, Ascomycota, Eurotiomycetes, Eurotiales, Aspergillaceae. The record is from RefSeq and is a predicted model, not a curated record. The transcript has a single exon. The coding region runs from base 1 to 576 and encodes 191 amino acids.
AUGGAUCUUGUUGAGCUUCUGCAAGUGCGACAGAAGACUCUGACAGCUCUGGCCACACAACUUAGUGCCGGCGCUCGGGAACCCUUCUGCUGGCACUCUUGCACCAUGAACUACGGAUCGUCGAAAAUCAAGAUUCGGAUCUUACCAGACCUGGACGAGAACGAUAUGCUGAAGGUCAGAGUGGAAUACCAGUUAGCGAUCAAAGCAGGGCAGCUGGGAAAGGAGGAUUGUAUGAUACCCCGUCUGGGAUGUGCACACCGGGCGGUCGAUCUGUGGCUCGCCAGCGUCUGUAACACAUAUGACGACUUUGGCUGGACGCCGUCGCAUGUAUCAACCUGCAGUCUAUGCAAUAGCACUUUGACAUGUCUCCGGAAAGGGCCGCUACGUGUGGGGGAGGGGUCAGGGCAAGCAGUAUACGACUUUUACGUCGAGAGAUGCCUCGGGAUUGGAAGCUUGUCCGUUCCAGACGACCAGUGGGCUUGUCAGAGGAGCCACCCUGUAGGGGACCGGAGAGCUGUCGGUGAUUGCGACGAACACUGCCCCUGGAGUCCCCACAAAUAUCACUUCCGCUCAUAG